GAUGAUGUCCGAGGAACUGCGUUUCCAAGGCAUGUCCGAAUUUAGUUUGUAUUUUUUCAGUUUAGUAAUAAAGUUCGGGGAGGCAUUGCCUCCCUAUGACACACCAAAAAAAAAAUGUAUUUACUGUGAACAUCAAUCUCACCAAUUAGGUUUUUUUUUCCUUUCUUACUCUCUUGCAGCCUCGCUUUCUCUGAAAAAGCAUUUUAGUCACAUGUCUCUGCUUCUCAACCAGCCCUCGAAGCUACUAUGCUUCCGGAGGAAAUCUGUGUUGGUAAGAUCCUCUCCUCUUCUCUCUAAUGGCUUAUCAUCUUCAUUGCGGCAAACUCCGCCUUGUACCAUCAUCGACGCUGUUCCAUGUGGAGCGGAUCUCGGAAAACUCGUCAUUUCCAAUGCUAACGCAGUUCGCUACACUUACUUGGAAAAGAAGGUGCCUCUGGAGUUGGUGGAUAAUCCAAUGUUAACGAUCGGGUCAUCCCAUGGCUGGAUAGCUACUUUGAGUCAGGACGACGGAAUACUUCGUCUCCAAGACGAUCUAAACCCGGUUGCAUCGGAUAUAGAACCGAAACGCAUUCCACUGCCUCCUCUUGUAACUCUGCCUCAUUGCCAAACUCAAUAUAAGAAUGUUGAAUUGGAUGAUUUUAUUACAAGAGGGAUUACACUUAUAUAUACAAAGUUGGCCAUUACCGGCGAGUGUGAUGAAGCCGGUGACGGAGGGUGUGGUGAGGACGGAGCUGACGAUGGAGUCGCCUGGGAAUGUGACGAUGUUGCAGUUGUCUCCGAACCAGACAUUCCCAAUGGUGAAGGAGCCAAGGUCGAGGGCUGGUCACCGGAGGUCUCUAUAAGUGACGGAGAGGAAACAGGAACUGAAGUGGAAGAAACAGAUUGA
Messenger RNA from Arabidopsis lyrata subsp. lyrata, 886 nucleotides. RefSeq lists its product as uncharacterized. The transcript has 2 exons. The record is from RefSeq and is a predicted model, not a curated record. Lineage: Eukaryota; Viridiplantae; Streptophyta; Magnoliopsida; Brassicales; Brassicaceae. The coding region runs from base 2 to 886 and encodes 294 amino acids.